CGCGCAGCGCCGCGCCACACUAUCCGCACAGCCGCCCAUCGUGGACAUGGUUCACUACUUAGGCGCCAAGCCGUGGUACUGCUACCGCGACUUCGACUGCAACCUGCUGAGCAAGGAGCGGCAGUUUGCGGACGACCUGGCGUUUGACAUGUGGUGGAAGGUGCACGAUGAGAUGAGCGACGAGGAGCAGCAGCAGUGCUGGCUGCCCACGUGGACCAAGGCUGCACUGCGCGCCCUCUAUGAAGAAGAUGGAGCUAAUUGGGGAGGAUCCGAGGUUGUGGAAUGUGACGAUAGCGGAUCCAAGGGAUAAUAAGUGCAGGAAGUGGGAAGAGACGUACUCAUGCGACUGGCGAACGAUGCCAGUCGGUGCUGGACGAUCCUAAGCACUUCCGCUUCUAGACUUCCAUGUGUGCACAAUGUGUGUUCCCUUUGAAGUCUGAGCUCCUGGCAUUGUGUGGGCAUCAGCUUCCCAGCCAGACUGUGGGCAAAGGUAUGCUUGGUUACCAUGGCAUGUACUGCUAGCUAGCUCUGGUUUGGCUCAUCCAUCUAGUUUUUAGCUCCACCUGUCAAACAUAUUUGUGUAAGUUUAGUAGACUAUAGGGUCUUGCCAUAGAGAGUACAACCCACUACUAUAUACCCUUGAUACUCAUUCUAU
Messenger RNA from Closterium sp. NIES-67, 655 nucleotides. NCBI's taxonomy places the organism in Eukaryota, Viridiplantae, Streptophyta, Zygnematophyceae, Desmidiales, Closteriaceae. The record is from the annotation of a GenBank genome assembly.